AUGCGAUUCAAGGCCGCCCUCAUCGAUCUGAGCGGCACCCUCCACAUCGAUGGGCAAGCGAUCCCAGGGGCUGUGGCAGCUCUUGAGCGCCUGCGCGCCGCGCAGCUGCCGUGCAGAUUUGUCACCAACACGACCAAGGACACCGUGGACAGUCUGGUGAUGACACUGCAAACCCUUGGCUUUGGCAUCUCCAAGGACGAGGUUGUGUUCUCGUCCCUGUCUGCAACCCGCCAGCUCCUGAAACAGCGUGACCUGCGCCCCUUGCUGCUCCUGGACCGACGUGCCCUGCCCGAGUUUGACGACGUCCCCCAGCAUGAUCCUAACGCUGUGGUGGUGGGUCUGGCCCGAGAGGCCUUCAACUACGACAGCCUGAAUCGUCACGCCUCCAUGCUUCUCACCCUGCAAAGCGCCUUCCGGCUCCUGCAUGCCCAGCCAGCAGCCCCCCUCAUUGCCAUCCACCGUGGACGAGUGUUUGCCGAGGCCAGUGGUCUCUCUCUGGGGCCGGGCCCGUUUGUCACUGCUCUGGAGGUGGCCGCAGGCAGGACCGCCCAGGUGGUGGGGAAGCCGGCGCCCACCUUCUUCGCGGCAGCGCUGGACCACCUCGGCGUGGCCUCGGAGCACGCUGUCAUGAUCGGGGAUGACGUGCGGGAUGACGUGCAGGGCGCUCAGGCAGCGGGCCUAGCGGGGGUCCUGGUGCAGACAGGCAAGUACCAGCUGGGGGACGAGGGAUUCGGUGCGCCGGCGGCCUCCGCCCCAGACGCCACGGUGCCAGACUUUGCUGCCGCAGUGGACUGGCUGCUCAGCCAGUGA
Messenger RNA from Auxenochlorella protothecoides, 810 nucleotides. Its product is annotated as Haloacid dehalogenase-like hydrolase domain-containing protein 2. The coding region runs from base 1 to 810 and encodes 269 amino acids. The transcript has 4 exons. Gene Ontology annotation, biological process: dephosphorylation. Gene Ontology annotation, molecular function: phosphatase activity. The record is from RefSeq and is a predicted model, not a curated record. NCBI's taxonomy places the organism in Eukaryota, Viridiplantae, Chlorophyta, Trebouxiophyceae, Chlorellales, Chlorellaceae.